UGGGAUACUUCCAACCCGAAGAAGAAUAAAGGAAUUAAUAAUUAGGACGUGGCAUGAUUUCAAUUGGUGAGGAGUUAGUUUAUGCUAGCUUUUUAAUAUCUUGAUUAUGUGUGCUUUAAACUCUGGUUAAGUUUGUAUACUAAUUGUAUGUUUUGGUUGUUUGCCUUAUAUUUCUUAUAGUCAUGCAUGUUAGCAGCAAAGGGAACACUGCUCAUUUCUUUGAAGGAGUCUUUGUUGAAGGUGAAGUCUUAUUUUAAGAAUUUUGGUCUGCUGACAACAAGAGCCAGUAUCAUGAUAUGGAACAGCAAAGAUUGCGGCUCUUUGGAAAUUUUGUUUAGUUUGUGGUGGAGCACUGACAUUCCUGAAACGCCUAUAUAUAAGUUAUCGUUGGCCAUCCCCCCACGUCAAUCACCUCUUUCAAUCGAUUUUUCCUAUGGGGUGAACGACAUUGCCGAAGUCAUGACGUGCCUCUGAUGUCCUUGCAUUCACGACCUCUCUUACAAACGAAGAAACAGGUUGAAGUGAUUCAGGCGACGAUUAUGGUGGUUUGUUUUUUUGCUCAAUUUUGCCUAUGGCGUUGCCUAGAGGCGAUUGACGUGGUUGGCCCAGCAAGACCACCAGCUGCAACGACUACACCUACAGGUUUUGGUGCAAUCGCCUUUUCCUUCCUUCAUCAAUCUCUGGUAGAAUUGGUUUACAAUACUUCCUCUCUACUGCUGCUCCCGUUCGUCAUCGCCCAAGCAAAGAUAUACUGCCUCCCUUUGAAGUAAAUCACUCACACAUUACAGAAGGUAAAUAAAUAGGCAAAAACAAACCACGUUUUUUAUGCAUAACUCUGAAUCUAAAGGCAGUCAGAUUCACUGGAUGGCGUCCAACACACAAUUUUUAUUUGUAUUUGAGUUUCUUCUGCUUAGCUGCAAUCGAGUUACUGGUUUUUCACAUGACGAGUUCGACCUGGCUACAGUUAAUGGUGUAACGCCAGGUUUGUAAAUUUCCUACAAAUUACUCGCAAUUAAGAUGCAUCAUUAUUUGAGUUUUUCCGCCUGCCCAUGUUGUCAUUUAUUUGAGAUUUUCUACCUGCCUAGGUUGAUUUUCUUCCUUUGUUUGUAAUAUUUAGGGAUGCUCCUGAGAAACUGGUGUGAGCAUAUAGUGAGGCAGAGGUGAGAUACGUAGAUAUAAGCAUGGCGUCUUCCCAAUGUGGUUCAUUGAGGAACAUUACUGAAAGAUAAAUCCCUGUCGAAAGUGUGACACGUGAGUCUGGAGUUUGUAUGAGUAAGCCUGUUCUCCCAUAGUAAACUUAAUUUCUGGUG
Messenger RNA from Cuscuta campestris, 1310 nucleotides. The record is from the annotation of a GenBank genome assembly. NCBI's taxonomy places the organism in Eukaryota, Viridiplantae, Streptophyta, Magnoliopsida, Solanales, Convolvulaceae.